Messenger RNA from Culex quinquefasciatus (southern house mosquito), 590 nucleotides. RefSeq lists its product as uncharacterized. The record is from RefSeq and is a predicted model, not a curated record. Bases 129 to 569 code for a protein of 146 amino acids. The transcript is spliced from 2 exons. NCBI's taxonomy places the organism in Eukaryota, Metazoa, Arthropoda, Insecta, Diptera, Culicidae.
UUUGUCUGAAAGUGAAAAAAAAAAUUAACAAUAAAUAAAACAAAAGUCACCGAAAUUAAACAAGAACGCAGUAACCCUUCGCCCUUUAAAAUAAUCAACUGUCAGAAAUCAACCCCCUCUCCCAAGACAUGGGAAUCAUGGACUUCCACUGGAACUACUUAACCGUGCAGGACGGAACCGAGUUAACCCCUUGGACGCAUCUCUACCGGAAGGCGAGCUACUAUUACGCCCACGAUCAGCAGUUUUGGGCCAUCGCCAAUGCACUCGUGGUGGUGGCGACCGCCGUCGGAGUGCUUCUGCUGGCGGUGCUGGUCAACUGUGCCAGGAGAAAGUUUACCGAAAUUACUACGCUGGAAUCGGAGCAGCAGCAGCAGCUGCGGCUGGCCUUGGAUGUGGUUAAAUUGUUAGAUGAAAAUCGGCAGCACUUGCAGGAGAUCAGUGUGGCGGUGAAGACACACGCUACUGGAGGUGCUGAACAGCCAGUAAUGUCCAGAGCCUCAGUCGGAUUACAGAAUCGAAAGUUAUCACAUGGUCUUGCUAUUAUGGAGCAUUCGGAAGUUACAGGAUAAAAAUCUCCAGCCAAGUCUUAU